AUGCGCCAUUUUCCAACUCUAUCAUUUGCUUUUUACCUGGCUGCUCAGCCUCUAACACUGACCUCAGCCUCACCAUCUUGGUCUUCGCAUGCGUCACAGCGACUCCUUGGCGAUCAUGUCGCGGACGGCGCUCCUUUCCAUCCUGCUUUCGAUGCCUUCACAGAUCGUCUCAUGAAAGAGUGGCAUAUCCCCGGUCUGGCUAUUGCCGUUGUCCGCGAGAACAGAACAUGGUCCAAGGGUUACGGGUAUGCUUCUUUACCUGACGUGCCAUUCACGCCGCACUCACUGUUCCAGGGCGCCAGUACCACGAAGUCCUUCACGGCCUCUCUUGCAGCCUUAUUGGUACAGGACCAGGAAGACUAUGGCCACAUCCAGUGGAACACCCCUCUUCACGACAUCGUUGGUAAUGACCUUGUCCUCAAGGAUGACUACUUAACAACUCACAUCACCUUUGUCGACGCAAUGUCUCAUCGAACCGGUAUGCCUAGACACGAUGCCGUGUGGUACGACAGAGGACUAGACACCAAGACUCAUACACAUGUCAUGCGCUAUCUUGACACGAGUGCAAGCUUCAGGACAGUGUUUCAAUACUGCAAUCUGUUCUUCACUGCAGUCUCGCACGUCAUCGAAACCGUUACUGGAAGAUCGCAAGCCAUUUUGCUGCGUGACUGGAUUUUCGAGCCUCUCGGUAUGAACGAAUCUUAUUACUCUAUCAAUGAUGCUGCAAAGUGUCAGAUAGCAAAUCCUCGGUGCAAGCUAGCUGAUAGCUAUGCCUGGAACAAAGAGACAGGAUCUUAUGAGGCGUGGGCGCUGGACGUCCGAAAUCCUGCCGACGGAGCUGGAGGUGUUAUUUCCAAUGUCAUUGACUAUAGCAAGUGGAUUCGUGCUCUAAUGUACGAGGAAGGACCAGUUUCCAAAGACGGCCAUGCGGGACUGAAAUACCCUCUGUCCAUGGCAGGUGCAGAAGUUGCGCCCUUUGCGGGACCCUCUUGGUAUGGAAUGGGCCUUGAAGGGGGCGUCUAUCGCGGUACGAAGGUCUUUUCGCACAAUGGCGGUAUCAGUGGCUACGCAUCCACCAUGAAGUUCUUGCCCGAUCACAAAUUUGGACUUGUGGUGUUCCAGAACUCACAGAACAAUGCCAUGGAGGCCAUUGGAUGGCGAUUGAUUGACGAGUUCCUCGGUAUGGAAGAGAAAGAGUUCUACGACAUGAACAAGACGCAAUCAGAUAUGGCUAAAAAGCGUGAGGACCAGCUUGAAGCUCUGCCCUCAAUGCUUUACCCCAACGUGUCUGCGGUACCCGUACAGCCACAACUUCCACUGCAAGACUAUACAGGGAGAUAUGGCAAUGCUGCAUAUGGAGAGUUCAAUAUCACUCUCGACGCGCCUUCUGAUCUGCUAGACAAGUCAGAGCUCGAGUCAUCGGGCUCUGCGGAUCUACCGCUCUAUGCAACAUCCAAAGGUCGACAUGUGCUGUUCACAUUCCGACAUGUUUCUGCAGAGCACUGGCUGUUGGAACUCCGGAUGGUCAUCUAUGAUUCGAAGGUGGCCGACGAUUACAAGAAGGCUAAGUUUGAGGUUGGGGCAGACGGCAUUGUACAGAGGGUUGGGGCAGUCAUGGAAGCAGCAGUGCCUGGAGAUGAAGCGUGGGUGUGGUUUGAUAGAGUCGAGUGA
Aureobasidium subglaciale EXF-2481 is the source of this 1671-nucleotide messenger RNA. RefSeq lists its product as uncharacterized. The transcript is spliced from 3 exons. The record is from RefSeq and is a predicted model, not a curated record. Bases 1 to 1671 code for a protein of 556 amino acids. Lineage: Eukaryota; Fungi; Ascomycota; Dothideomycetes; Dothideales; Saccotheciaceae.